Molecule: messenger RNA, 904 nt
Organism: Hyaena hyaena (striped hyena)
Lineage: Eukaryota; Metazoa; Chordata; Mammalia; Carnivora; Hyaenidae
Exons: 7
Source: RefSeq, a predicted model, not a curated record
AUGGCCGGCUUCCAGCCAAACACUCAGAGGCAUACGGCUCAUAAUCUGUUGGAACAGGAAGCGCCCUUCGCGUACACAUGGCCCAAUGCCCACACAACAAAUGGGACGUGUGGCCUAGAGAUGGCCAAUGUCUUGUACAAAGCCAGUUCAUUAUGGAGAAAUGCAAUCCCAAACUCUGACUCAGCAGCCUGGUGUUUGUGGGAACGGAAGGGCGUUUCUUUGACGCCGUCUCUGAGCGGUUUCACACACCUGAACACCUGGAAAUCAAAACCUCUUAAUUCUCUGAACACCUUUCCCGAGGCUCAGGAGAAGGCUGACAUUUUUGAGGAACCUCUAACCCGUGUGAUAACGUCUAACCAGAGUGGAUCAAGAGAAACGCGGCUUAUCGUAACUCUUCCUGAUAAAAAUCCGGAUGAAGACAUUUCCCCCAAGCCUACCAUUUUUUUCCCUUCAACUACUGAAGUAAAACUCCAUGACGCUGGAACGUAUCUUUGUCUUCUUGAGGAUUUCUUCCCCGAUGUUAUCACGAUAGAUUGGAAAGAAAAGAAUGGCAAAACAGUUCUGCAAUCCCAGCAUGGAAACACCGUGAAAACUAAGGACACAUACAUGAAAUACACUUGGCUGACCGUACCUAAAAUGUCAAUGGAUAAAGAACAUAAAUGUAUCGUCAAACACGAGAGGAAUAGAGGAGGGGUUGCUCAAGAGAUACUUUUUCCUUCAAUAAACAAAGGUUUGGCGGAGGCGAAACAAUCGGUAGUGGACCCCCAGGGGCGUUCAGACACAAGGCGAAACACUGGGGUGGUAACUGUGAGCCCUGUGGGUUCUCUGUCCUCCUCACCGGUGACCUGGGCUGCGGAGCUCACUGCCAUUAACUCCACAAAAGCUUUUCUGAGAGAUGAAAAUG